AUGUCGUUGCACGACCUCAUCCCUGUGGUCAACAAGCUUCAGGACAUUGCGACCACCACGCAAUUGGCCGAGAUCGACUUGCCGAUUUUGGCCGUCGUGGGCUCCCAGUCUUGUGGAAAGCUGUCGGUCCUAGAAAACAUUGUAAGCAAGGACUUUCUCCCUAGAGGAACCGGCAUUGUGACCCGGAGGCCCUUGGUGUUGCAGUUGAUCAACAUCAAGAAAGAUGACCCUUUGGUGCGUAGCUACAACCCGGCCGACUUGCACGAUGACACCUCAUACUCCCUGUCCUCGGACGAAAUCAACUUGGAGGCCCACCUCAGAAAUCUGACCCAGGGGGCGGGCAACGCGUACCAGAAAGACGAGCCCUCCGAGUGGGGCGAGUUCUUGCAUAUUCCAAACAAGCGCUUCUACAACUUCCACGCCAUCAGACGCGAGAUCGAAAAUGAGACCGCCCGCAUUGCGGGUCAGAACAAAGGCAUCUCCCGCUUGCCCAUCAACUUGAAGAUCUACUCGGACCGUGUGUUGAACUUGACCUUGGUCGACUUGCCGGGACUCACCAAGAUCCCCAUUGGCGACCAGCCCAGCGACAUCGAGAAACAGACACGCAGCUUGAUUUUGGAGUACGUGUCCAAGCCCAACUGCAUCAUCUUGGCCGUGUCUCCUGCAAACGUGGACUUGGUCAACUCGGAAUCCUUGAAGUUGGCCAGGCAGGUUGAUCCGACGGGCAAGCGCACGGUGGGAAUCUUGUCGAAGAUCGACUUGAUGGACCAGGGCACGAACGCGCUCGAUAUCUUGAAGGGAAACGUCUACCCCUUGAAACUCGGGUUUAUCGGUGUAGUGAACCGCUCGCAGCAAGACAUCCAGGAGAACAAGUCCUUGGACGACUCCUUGUACUCCGAGCAGCUGUUUUUCAGCAACCACCCCGCAUACCGUGCCAUUGCCAACAAGUGUGGAACGCGCUACUUGACCAUCACCUUGAACAAGAUCUUGAUGAACCACAUUCGGGACCGCUUGCCGGACAUCAAGGCCAAGUUGAACACAUUGAUGGGCCAAGCCGAGCAGGAGUUGGCCUCAUAUGGGGACUUGCCCUCGUUGGCCGAGACCAAGGAGGGAAGGUCCGCUCUCCUCUUGAACUUGAUGACGAAAUUCGCCAACGGCUUUGUGAACUCCGUGGAGGGUACGUCUUUGAACGACUACUCCAUCAAAGAGUUAUGCGGUGGUGCUAGGAUCUACUACAUUUUUAACGAAGUGUUUGGUGCCCUGUUGGCAUGCAUCAACCCAACACACAACUUGGCCGUCAAAGAUAUCAGAACUGCCAUCAGAAACUCAUCGGGACCGAGACCAUCGCUCUUCGUGCCUGAGUUGGCGUUUGACUUGUUGGUCAAGCCCCAGAUCAGAUUGUUGGAGGAACCCUCGCGCAGAUGUGUUGAGAUGGUCUACGAGGAGCUUAUGAAAAUCGUCCAUAAUGUAUGCACCGCAGGCAAUGGGCUGGAUAUGAACAGAUACCCAAAGCUACAAGCCAAGCUCAUUGAGGUGGUGUCGGACUUGUUGAGAGAGAGGCUUGGCCCUACCAUCAAGUACGUGGAAUCCAUGAUCGAGAUUCAGCAAGCUUACAUUAACACCAACCACCCAAACUUCGUUGGCGCUGCCGAGGCGAUGGGGUCUGUUGUUCAAGAAAGACACAAGCAGAGAGAGAUGGAACAAUCCUCGAAGCUCAAGCUUGCCACCCAGCGGAUCUUGAAGAAACCAAGCGAGGAAGAAGAAAUCCCCGAGGAGGAAGUCUACGAGGACGAAAAGGCUGCAGAGCUAGAUGUGAGCCAAGUCGACGACGACGUCAAGCCUGUGGUCCGUCACAAGAGAAGUGACUCCAACAAAACAAGCUUGUCGAUGAAGUCAGACUCCACGCACCACGCCAACCACGAAUCCUACCUUAACUAUUUUUUCGGAAGGGACCCAAUCAUCCACCAGCAACACAUGCAGACUCAGGCACAGUUGCAUCCAACCCCAUUCAAGUUCCCACAGGCGCACGAGCCAACAUUGCAAUUCAAUAACAACUUUAUUAACAACGGCACAAUCCACGAUUUGAAAGACUUGCAUAUCGAUGAUCGUUAUGCGCAAACACGCCAUAACGUCGAAGGCGAGGAAGACAAUCUCUCCGAAUUGAGUGAAAGAGAGCAGUUGGAGACAGAGUUGAUCAGAAGAUUGAUUGUGUCGUACUUCGGGAUCGUGAGAGAGAUUGUUCAGGACCAAGUGCCCAAGUCUAUCAUGUGUUUGUUGGUGAACUAUAUCAAGGUGCACAUCCAAAACCGUCUCGUGGUCAAGCUUUACAACGAAAAUUAUUUCGACGAGUUGCUUCAGGAGGAUGAGACCAUCCAGAUGGAAAGAGAGAAGUGUUUAUCCUUGUUGAAGACUUACCGCGAGGCAUCCAGGGUGAUUAGUGACGUGGUAUGA
Metschnikowia bicuspidata var. bicuspidata NRRL YB-4993 is the source of this 2451-nucleotide messenger RNA. RefSeq names its product dynamin-related GTPase (gene DNM1). Gene Ontology annotation, molecular function: GTPase activity; microtubule binding; GTP binding. The record is from RefSeq and is a predicted model, not a curated record. Gene Ontology annotation, cellular component: membrane; cytoplasm; microtubule. Bases 1 to 2451 code for a protein of 816 amino acids. Gene Ontology annotation, biological process: peroxisome fission; mitochondrial fission. NCBI's taxonomy places the organism in Eukaryota, Fungi, Ascomycota, Pichiomycetes, Serinales, Metschnikowiaceae. The transcript is spliced from 2 exons.